This is a messenger RNA of Aedes albopictus (Asian tiger mosquito), 870 nucleotides long. Its product is annotated as spermidine/spermine N(1)-acetyltransferase-like protein 1. Lineage: Eukaryota; Metazoa; Arthropoda; Insecta; Diptera; Culicidae. The coding region runs from base 1 to 870 and encodes 289 amino acids. The record is from RefSeq and is a predicted model, not a curated record. The transcript is spliced from 2 exons.
AUGUCGCCACGGGAUCGGAAGUCGUACCUGCCGGGGGAGACGGGCCGUCAGCAACCAGGGAUGUCGCCACGGGAUCGGGAGUCGUACCUGCCGGGGGAGACGGGUCGUCAGCAACCAGGGAUGUCGCCACGGGAUCGGGAGUCGUACCUGCCGGGGGAGACGGGCCGUCAGCAACCAGGGAUGUCGCCACGGGAUCGGGAGUCGUACCUGCCGGGGGAGACGGGCCGUCAGCAACCAGGGAUGUCGCCACGGGAUCGGGAGUCGUACCUGCCGGGGGAGACGGGUCGUCAGCAACCAGGGAUGUCGCCACGGGAUCGGGAGUCGUACCUGCCGGGGGAGACGGGCCGUCAGCAACCAGGGAUGUCGCCACGGGAUCGGGAGUCGUACCUGCCGGGGGAGACGGGCCGUCAGCAACCAGGGAUGUCGCCACGGGAUCGGGAGUCGUACCUGCCGGGGGAGACGGGCCGUCAGCAACCAGGGAUGUCGCCACGGGAUCGGGAGUCGUACCUGCCGGGGGAGACGGGCCGUCAGCAACCAGGGAUGUCGCCACGGGAUCGGGAGUCGUACCUGCCGGGGGAGACGGGCCGUCAGCAACCAGGGAUGUCGCCACGGGAUCGAAAACUGAUCAAUUUGCUCCCGGUUCACGGUACCUACUCUCAACAAUCGGCUUCAUCCCCGGGUCGGGGCCCGGGUGCGCAUCCGGAUGUCAGAGUCGGUCCCCGGUGGUCUGAUGAAAUGAAACGCCCAUCACGCAACUCGAGGGAAAAUUCCACAUCCGCAAUCAACAACUCCACAACGCAAACCAACGGUCCAUCCCAGCCCAGCUCGCGCAAGAACCGGAACAGCAGAUCAAACCCCGAUGGCGGGUGA